Messenger RNA from Eucalyptus grandis, 2055 nucleotides. RefSeq names its product UDP-glycosyltransferase 73E1. Gene Ontology annotation, molecular function: UDP-glycosyltransferase activity. The record is from RefSeq and is a predicted model, not a curated record. Lineage: Eukaryota; Viridiplantae; Streptophyta; Magnoliopsida; Myrtales; Myrtaceae. The coding region runs from base 196 to 1695 and encodes 499 amino acids. The transcript has a single exon.
UCUGCUCAGGGACAUUAUUGGACAACUCGGUCUUGAUAUAAGUACUAGAUUCAUUCACCAACAGCUCUACAUAGUCGCUCAAUCACAAUGUCUUCACAAACUCCAAGCUCUGCUCAGGGACAUUAUUGGACAACUCGGUCUUGAUAUAAGUACUAGAUUCAUUCACCAUCAGCUCUACAUGGUCCCUCAAUCACAAUGUCUUCACAAACUCCAAGCUCUCUUCAUUUCGUUUUGAUCCCACUAAUGGCCUCUGGUCACCAAAUUCCCAUGGUAGACAUGGGCAAGCUUCUGUCGCAGCAUGGAGUGGCGGUCACCAUAGUCACCACGCCCGUCAAUAGCCUUAGAUUGGACCCACUUAUUACUGCUCAUAACGUCAAAUUUGGCCUAAAGAUCCAACUUCUCUCAAUCCGAUUCCCAUGCGUUGAGGCGGGCUUGCCCAAUGGCUGUGAGAACUUGGAAGACCUCCCAUCGCGCAACAUGUCACGCCACUUCUUCGAUGCAGCUAGGAUGUUGCAAAAGCCCCUUGAGAAAAUCCUCAAGGAUAUUCAGCCUCCUCCGACUUGUAUAAUCUCUGACAAGCAUCUCCCCUGGACAGUCCAAAUCGCGAGUAAGUUUCGGAUUCCUAGGAUACUUUUUGAUGGGAUGAGCUGCUUCAGUUUUGUUUGCUCUCACAACAUAAUGAUCUCGAAGGUGUACGAACAGCAAUCCGAUCUUGAGACUUUUGUGGUGCCUGGUUUGCCAGACCGAAUAGAGCUAAACCGAGCACAGUUGCCUAGCUCAUUCAACCAUGGCUCCUUGGACUUGGUCGAUUUGAGGAAAGAAAUAGUAGAAGCAGAGAAGGCUUCCUAUGGGUGGGUGAUUAACUCCUUUGAGGAUUUGGAAAAGGCCUAUGUCCAAGAAUAUAGGAAGACAAAGGGUGACAAGGUUUGGUGUGUUGGGCCAGUGUCUCUUUGCAAUGAGGGAGAUUCAGACAAGGCUCACAGAGGCAACAGGUCUUCAAUCAAUGAAGGCCAAUGCUUGAGAUGGCUUGACUCUUGGCCACCAGGCUCAGUGAUCUACGCAUGCCUAGGCUCCCUCAGUUGCCCCACAGCUCCACAACUGAUUGAACUUGGGUCAGGCCUAGAAGCAACAGGGAGGCCAUUCAUUUGGGUCAUCAGGAAAUCAGAGAUCACCACAAGUAAUGAUGAUUUGCAGGUAUGGGUCUCGGAACUUGAGGGAAGAGUCCGAGAUAGGGGACUUUUGAUAUGGGGUUGGGCCCCACAGAUGCUAAUUCUUUCCCAUCCUUCAGUCGGAGGGUUCUUGACACACUGUGGGUGGAACUCGACGUUGGAAGGGGUUUGCGCAGGCGUGCCGAUGGUCGCUUGGCCGUUGUUUGCAGAGCAAUUUUACAACGAGAGGUUUAUAGUCAAGGUGUUGGGGACUGGGGUGAGCGUAGGGGUUCGUGCGGCCAUAAAGUGGGGUGAGGAAGGGAAGGCUGCAGUGUUGGUGAAGAGAGAGGAUGUGAGGAAGAGUGUCGAGGAGGUCAUGAGCGGAGGCAGAGAAGGUGAAGAGAUGAGGAAGAGAGCAACGAGGCUUGCAGAGAUGGCCAAAAGGGCUACUGGAGGAGGAGGUUCUUCCUACCUUGAAAUCAAAGCAUUUGUGGAAGAUGUCAAGCAAGUAAGCAACAAAUUGAGGCAACAAGUGAAGGAUUCGUAGUAAAAACAAAUUGAGUUAUUUUGUAGUCAGUUUGAAAUUGCAAUGUGGUUGUUAGAGUCUUGAUUGAUCUCAUUUAAUCAGUUUUCCCAAUCGUUUUUAUGGUGUGUGCAGUCUGUUGCUUUUCUAUGUUUGUUUUAUAUAGCGUUAUGAAUUUUUCAUAAAUUCAUUUACAUUUUCAUUCGGUCUAUAUAAACUGUGAUUCUUGUAACCAUGUUUACGAAUUUUCUUUACUGGUUGAGAGAUUAUAUUUGACUGGUUGUAAUGACAAAAACUCCAUCUUUCCUCUAUAAUAUUGACCAAUAGGCAUUCCUUUUUUACUGGCACGAGAUGAUUGCAAUCAAGUCGUUUCUUUUAUUAAGU